Molecule: messenger RNA, 1176 nt
Organism: Botrytis fragariae
Lineage: Eukaryota; Fungi; Ascomycota; Leotiomycetes; Helotiales; Sclerotiniaceae
Product: putative methylenetetrahydrofolate dehydrogenase protein
Exons: 3
Coding region: 101-1081 (326 amino acids)
Biological process (GO): purine nucleobase biosynthetic process
Cellular component (GO): cytosol
Molecular function (GO): methylenetetrahydrofolate dehydrogenase (NAD+) activity; methylenetetrahydrofolate dehydrogenase (NADP+) activity
Source: RefSeq, a predicted model, not a curated record
UAUACACGAGACCCUUGUCGAAGCACUGUGACUUUAUCGAAAAUUGUGCCACGAUCUUCUCCUAAAUCCUUCGCCGCAAGUCAUCCAAACAUAGUCGAAAAUGUCCUCUUCUCCUGUCCCAGCGACCUGCAAGGUUAUCUUGGCUCAAGGAAUUGCUAAAAAGUUACUUGGAGAAGUCGCGACGGAUCUAGAGAAGUUAACCUUCAAGCCUAAGCUUGUGGGAUUGUUGGCAAAUGAAGAUCCUGCAGCUCAGCAGUAUGCGGACUGGUCAAUGGCUACAUGCAUUGAGAAUGGUUUCGAUUUCGAACUCCGAAAGUUCACCAAGGAAGAGAUCGAAGACGAAAUCCUCAAAGCGAAUAACGACGAUUCCAUCCACGGUAUCAUCGUAUAUUACCCAAUCUUCCCCGCGCCUUCUCUACAAGAUGGAUACAUCCAACAAAUAGUCGCUCUCAACAAAGAUGUAGAAGGAUUGGCGCAUACCUACCGUUUCAACAUGUACCAGAACAUUCGAUUCCUUGACGCUCCUCACAACACCCAAAAAUCGAUUUUACCUUGCACACCUUUAGCAGUUGUCAAAGUUCUCGAACACCUACAAAUCUAUAACUCGGUUCUCCCAUAUGGCAACCGUCUGUACGGAAAGACGAUCACAGUAUUCAACCGCUCAGAGGUUGUUGGUCGUCCAUUGGCUGCUUUACUUGCCAAUGAUGGUGCUACAGUCUACUCUUGCGAUCUUGACGGCGUGAAGCUCUUUACCCGUGGCAAGGGUAUCAAGAAGAUCCAUCACGAGGUACACGAUAUGGAAGGAAUGAAGAACGAUGAAUGUUUGCCCAAGAGUGAUGUGGUCAUCUCCGGUGUUCCAGGAGAGAAGUUCAAGAUCAACACUGAAUUGAUCAGGGAUGGCGCUGUCUGUAUCAAUUUCUCAUCUCAAAAGAAUUUCGAUGGCCCUGCUGUGAAGGAGAAGGCUUCGAUUUACGUACCUUCCAUUGGAAAAGUUACAAUUGCUGUUUUGUUAAGAAAUCUUUUGAGAUUGGUAGGAAACCAAGGAAAGGGGGCUGCAAAGCCGGUGGAAGAGUUAAACUAAAAUGGAAUUGGGCUAUUAAGGAGGAACCGAAAAAUAGAAAGGCGUUUUUGGAAGAUUUAUACCAAAGAGGAGUUGAAAAUGAUAAAGGAUAGGAU